AUGGCGGCAUCCCAGGCCUGGUGCUGCCUUGCAUUGCUGCUCCUGCUGCUCUGUGACCCCACUCGCUUGUCCAGGGUGCCUAUGCGAAUGCAGAGGAAAGGGAUUGUCGCCGAAGCCAUGAGGAGACUGCAGGAGGUCUUUGACAUUGAGGCCUUACCCCAUGAUGUCCUGCCUCACAGGAAGCCACCUCAGUUUAUGGUAGAUCUUUUCAAUAAGGUGGCAGAUUCCAAUGGGAUCACGAAGGCCCCAGGGCUGCUGGAGGGCAAUGUGGUGCGGAGCCUUGAAGACCGAGAUUAUUUUGAUCAGUUUUAUUUCUACUUCAACAUCUCUUCGGUUGGGAGGAAUGAACAAAUGCUAAAAGCUGAGCUCAGAGUUUUCAAGCUAAAUAAAAACCAUGUGCCUCAAAAAUCUUUUUGGCAACAUUUUCUCAAAGUGGAUGUGUAUGAGCUUUUGGACAGGAGAAGGAAGCCGCAGAGAAGAAAUCUCAUUUCAUCCAGACUACUGUCUUUGUAUACCGAAGGCUGGGAGGUGUUCAAUGUCACGCAGACAGUUUCCAAAUGGGUUAGAAACAGCAGCACUAACCAUGGCUUUUUGAUCACUACAACUCAUCUAUCUAAAACCAAACUGGAAUCCAACUUUGUCAAGUUUGCCAAGAGCCGGCACAAUAUGCGAGACAGUAGGAAUGCUUUCUUGGUCCUCUUCACCAAUAAUGACAGACAGAAAUCUUCCAGCUUCCUGCCCUCUUCCACUGAAUUCCAGCCAUCCUUGCCUGAAUAUGAUACUUCAUCACAUCUACCUCACCAAAACGAGGUCUUUGCAAACAUCAGGGUGAACAAAAGCAGAAGAAUUCGGGAUACCUCCUCCUUCUCCCCCAAAGACCAAAUUGUGCCAUGCCAGCUCAAUGAUCUCUUUGUCGACUUCCAUGAAAUUGGUUGGGCAGGGUGGAUCAUUUUCCCACGUGGCUACAAGGCUUAUUAUUGCAAAGGGGCCUGCCUGUUUCCCUUAGGGGAAAGUCUAAGAGCGACUAACCAUGCUACCGUCCAGUCCAUAGUGCAUACGCUGAAACUGUCCAAAGACGUCAGUACGCCGUGCUGUGUCCCAGACAAACUGAGCUCCAUCAGUAUUAUGUACUUUGACGACAAUGAGAAUGUCGUCCUUAAGAAUUAUAAAGACAUGGUGGCCACAAGCUGUGGUUGUCACUAA
Molecule: messenger RNA, 1203 nt
Organism: Gopherus evgoodei (Goodes thornscrub tortoise)
Lineage: Eukaryota; Metazoa; Chordata; Testudines; Testudinidae
Product: bone morphogenetic protein 2-like
Exons: 5
Coding region: 1-1203 (400 amino acids)
Biological process (GO): SMAD protein signal transduction
Cellular component (GO): extracellular region
Molecular function (GO): cytokine activity; growth factor activity
Source: RefSeq, a predicted model, not a curated record